Messenger RNA from Adineta ricciae, 408 nucleotides. The record is from the annotation of a GenBank genome assembly. NCBI's taxonomy places the organism in Eukaryota, Metazoa, Rotifera, Eurotatoria, Adinetida, Adinetidae.
AUGGGACGAAACCAAACGAUGGAUCAAACUAUUCUUCUAAUCUUACUCGCCAUACUCAUCUUUUAUAUAUCUUAUUCAUCGACUCAUUCGGCAUCAAGUUCAUCAGCCUUAGCUACCAGCUCAUUGAAAUUCAAAAAUCCACGAUUGGAUAAAGAUAAACUUCACAUCGGUCGUAAAAAUAAAUUUGCAGACGACGACGACGAUGAUUACGAAACCAAACUGCGCAAUCAUUCGGAUGAAGCUCGUUUACGCUUAAUUUUAUUGGAUGGAUACGUUCCUCAGGCACGGCCAGUAGUCAAUACCACCAACGCAACUAUCGUCGAUGUUGGGUUAACGAUUAUUCAGGUGAUGGAUCUUGAUGAACAAAAUCAANAUUCGAUCCAAGUAAAAUCGAUGACGAAAAUUUGA